Molecule: messenger RNA, 3767 nt
Organism: Orussus abietinus
Lineage: Eukaryota; Metazoa; Arthropoda; Insecta; Hymenoptera; Orussidae
Exons: 6
Coding region: 1183-3444 (753 amino acids)
Source: RefSeq, a predicted model, not a curated record
UCCGCGCGUCGUCUGCCGCCGCGGCACUGCCAGAAAGCGGCACAUCCUCGAUUCGGGGGACCGCGGGGAUUUUUGAAUCGCGCGCCACGCGACGUUGCCGGUGAUUUUUAACACCCCCGCGCACCCCUCGAUGUCGCUCGACGACCCCGUCUCGAUAUUCACCGCGUUUACGGGCCUCUAAUGUUUCCUGACCCCCCGAGGAAAUUUUCCAGCAUUCCACCAGGUGACCGUUUCCUCAAAUUCCUGGUUAACGUCGCGAGUGGUGUUUCGAAACUUCGUGCGUGUCGGUGUAGAUGGCGGUGGCCGGGCGCGAGUUUGAAAUUCCCGCCAUGGGGACCUUAACUUGCGGUUUUUAGUUUCUUGGUAGUAACCGAAGUAACCUCUCGGCGUCUGGCAAGGUUGAGGUUAUUAAAUGCUGUUAUAGCUGCUUUUUUAGAGGUCCAGGUGAUAUUUGUCGCGAGUUUUGUGACGCUGAGGGUGAACUGCGAGUGGCGCUCCGGAAUUUCUCGCGAGAUUCAAGAUGGCGGCUUGCAGAAGGACGGUUACUCGAUAGGGAUGGCUUGGUGUCUCCUUUUUUUAUUCUCUUCGCCGGUUUUACCCUCGUAACCUUUGAACUGGUCGCGUGUUUCUGUGAAUAGUGUGAAAUCCAUAAACUGCAGGUUUUAGGAGAGUGCUCUAAUGCGCGCUUUUUUUUAAACUCCUGGUGGAAACCGAGGUCGAUAUAAUCGAUGUCCGUCUGUUAUAUUCACGGUGGCCGUUAAAGUGUCUUCCGAGGAAACGGGAAACGAACACUAAGUGACUUUCGAAAAGGUGUUCACCGAUUUUGUGCCACGAAUCGACCGGGAAAACUCACCGACGCCAUUUUCUGCAUAAAUCGCCGUUUUCGGGUGUACUGCAAGAUAGGGUCUCGCCGAAAGUUCAUUGCGGUAGGAAAGGAACACUGUCAAAUGAAAGGAACUACCGAAUGCGACCCGUUAUGGAUUCCUGCCAGGCGAUCGGUUUACCCUGUGAUGUGCAACACCUGGACCAACGUCGACUGCAACACAGGAGGCCGUCGAUGAGUGUCAGCGGUCCUCGUGGACACCUGGAACUUAGGAAAAGCUCCGCCAGAGCGCGCUGGCAUAGCAAGGACCACUCGUCGAGGAAGUCCAAGGAUCUCAUUCGCUUUAAAGGGCUGCGUUCAUGUUGCCUGAAAGUCACUUUCCCGUCACAGGGGGCAUUAUGCAGACUGAGGAAGUCCUGCCCCGGGUUCUGCCGACAGGGGUAGAAGGAUCUCCAACAGACGGCUCGCUUUUUCACCCCCAACACUAUCCACCCCACGCCCAAAGUCCAUUGUCACCCCUCGUUAACAUGGCGGUGAAACAAGAACCAGAGGAAGACGAGGACCGAAUCCGUGGAACGAAUACCAUCAGGACCCAGGUGGAGGCUGACGUGGCAACGAUUGGGGCCGAUGGAAGGCGCGACCACGUCCAUCAGCAAGCCCAUCAGCAGAUCCUGGGGCAAGAUGGAAAAUCCCAGGAUGCUGUCCAGGAAACCACCAGCAGACCCAGACCCAGUCGCGGCCGCAGGAAGUCCAGGUGGAAGCUGAAGUUCCACCACCAAGCUUUGCCACCGGAGUAUCUGGACCACUACGAGGCUGCCCUUGCUCAAGAAGCCCUGAACUCAUCACCGACAUCCAUCACGGAACCAACGACACCUAGUCCAGCCUCGGCGACAUCCACGUCCGCUCCCAGUCCCAUAACAGACGUCCACGGCUGGUUACAGCGGAUCGCAGCGAUGCAGCAAGAACUGUGCCUGGUGGCGCCAAGAAACCCAUCCCUAAGCAACACCCAGCCAACCGGUUCGAGAAGAUCGGUGAUAACUUCGACCUCUCACUCCUGCGGCUCGCAACAGCAUCAGCAUCAGCAGCAUCAUCAUCAGCAGUCGCAGCCGAUCCCUAGACCACCGAUGAAGUACUCGGAUCUGCCCUACAUGGGCGAGAUCACCCUGGACAACAGUAAACCCAGGCGUGGUCGCAAGCCGAAAAAGGCGGACAUCUGCCACCUGAUCUACAAGAACUACGGAACCAUCCUGCCAGGAACCCCAGGUCACGAGGAGAGGAAGCAAGACAACAGGAUGAAGCUAGAAACUAGGGACCAGCCAUCGCAGGUUCCCUUCCAGCGGACCGACAUCCAGAACAGGAUCAGCAGCCUCCUUGAAAAGCGGCUGACCCAGGAAACGCGGAGGACCCUGGCCCUAACGGAGACCCUGAAGACAACGGAGCAAGAGGAGCCCCUGAACCUCUGCAUCAGGGACCUGAAUCAGCUGAAGAUCAGACUGCUGAGGAAGCACGGCAACGUUUACGAGUCUGGCCAGGUGAAGAGCGAGACGUCCAGCGAUGCCGAAGAGGUGGAGUGCAUGGGACCAUCGUCUCCAAGUGCGUUCGACCCCUCUCGACCCAUGGACUCGUUUAACAACUCCAAUGGCGGUGAUCCAGGUGUUGGUCCCAAUCCAGGUUUCGUCUACUGGCCGAACGCCGGGGUCUUCAUCCACCCUAUGGCGCUACAGUCGCAGUUCCUGUACUAUCAGAAGAUGGCGCAGAACGAGAAGAGCCUCGGAUGUGCCGAUCAGCAACCAAAGGAGCAGAAGAUCGUGCCCAAGACGCUGUACUCGAUGCUGGACAACAAGAUGCAAGCCCCAGCGUUACCGCUCCCGGCCCCGGCGCCUCCACCAGAGUCUCCAAGACCCAAGAGGAACGCACCCAUUGGCCAGCAGAUGCAGCCCACGAAAAGGAAGCGCUCCGCCAUCUUCAUCCCGCCCAUGCCCACGGAGAACAACAACAACCCUGCCACCGAAGUCAGCAUAUGCAAGUUCAAGUUCACCGGAGGCGCCAAGCCCAGUUUGCAGGAGAAGAAGAGCCUGUCGGUGGACUCAGGUGGGAACUUUCGGUACUACAGUGGGACUGGGGACAAAAGCAUGAGGGGAUACGAGUUCUUCCCCAGGGAGACCCUCCAGCAGCCUGCGGGCCAGGCUGGCUCUUCUGCUGGAGCCUUCCUGAGCGCUGCUGGGGAACGGCUACCUCCCGUUGGGUGUCUGAGGUCUCCCAACCAGGAGGAGAACCGGCGGAAACGCAAGACCAAGAAGUCCCUCCAGAGGGAGAAGCUGGAGCAGACCUUCAAGGAGAAGGGCUUCCUCAUCCAGACCCAGCAGCUGGAGUCCGCCGAGGGUGCAACCUACUGCAAGUUCCGGCAGCUUCGGAAAUUCACCAGGUAUCUCUUUAGGAGCUGGAAGGACUAUCUUCCUGGGAAUGUGCGCGAGUUGACUGGGGUCCCUGAUGGGGACGUUGGGGAGAGUGAAGUAGAGGGCGAUCCUUCCGUUGGUGGGUCCCCUGGACCGCGACCGGGGAUUUUGGAUGUUCCGCCACCUGGGUUCCUGGAGGAGCCCCGAACUCUGCCUCUCACGUAGAUCUAGGUGUGGUACAGGGUCCUUUAAGUCGUGAUCAGGUAUCAUUGAUGUUCCGUCGUGUGGGUUCCUAGAAGAGCUGCGAACUCUGCUCCUUAUGUAGAUAGAGAUGUGGUGCCGGAUCCUUCCUGCGUUGGGUGUCCUUUAAAUGAAGGAUGAUCAGGGAUGUUCCGACACUUGGGUUCCUGAAGGAACCUCGAACUCUGCCUCUCACGUAGAUCGAGAUGUGGUGCAGGAUCCUUUAGAUGAAGGAUGAUCCUUCUGCUGAUGGGUCUUCUGUGGUGCAGGAUCCUUUUAAUGAAGGAUGAUCCUUUUGCUGAUGGGUC